Messenger RNA from Lacerta agilis (Sand lizard), 2402 nucleotides. RefSeq names its product syntaxin 2 (gene STX2). The transcript has 11 exons. Gene Ontology annotation, biological process: intracellular protein transport; synaptic vesicle fusion to presynaptic active zone membrane; exocytosis. Gene Ontology annotation, molecular function: SNARE binding; SNAP receptor activity. Bases 198 to 1067 code for a protein of 289 amino acids. NCBI's taxonomy places the organism in Eukaryota, Metazoa, Chordata, Lepidosauria, Squamata, Lacertidae. The record is from RefSeq and is a predicted model, not a curated record. Gene Ontology annotation, cellular component: SNARE complex; plasma membrane; synaptic vesicle.
GCUGCUCGGCUCGCGGGAGCGGCGGCGCAUGCGCGGGAGGCGGUGGUUGCCCUGGCAUCGCAGCUGAGGGAGCCGCAGCCCGUGAGGGGGACGGAGGGGAAGCGGCGGCGGCGGCGGCGCCCCUGAAACCCGGCUGCGUGAAGCGCGGGGAGCGGCCGGAGGAGGAAGAGGACCGCCCGGGCCCCGUCUUGGCCGAGAUGAGGGACCGCCUGGCCGAGCUGGCAGCGCGCACCCAAAAUGAAGAUGGAGAGGCAUCUGUUGUUGUUGAAAAUGACCAUUAUAUGGAAGACUUCUUCCAGCAGGUUGAGGAAGUUAGAAAGUACAUUACCAAAAUAGCAGACGUUGUGGAAGAAGUGAAGAAGAAGCACAGCGUUAUUCUUUCUGCCACACAUCCUAAAGACAAAACAAAGGAAGAACUUGAAGAACUGAACAAAGAGAUCAGGAAAACAGCAAAUAUUGUUCGUGCUAAAUUGAAAACCAUAGAACAAAAUUUAGCUCGACAUGAGAAUGUUAAUCGAACUUCAGCUGAUGUCAGAAUACGAAAGUCACAGCAUACAGUGUUGACCCGGAAGUUUGUGGAGGUCAUGACAACAUAUAAUACAACCCAGACAUGCUUUCGGGAACGUACCAAGGAUCAGAUACGGCGGCAGCUAGAAAUAACUGGAAAAAACACUUCUGAUGAAGAGCUGGAAGAAAUGCUGGAAAGUGGCAAUCUUUCUAUUUUCACUUCUGACAUUAUUUUAGACACCAAAAUUACUAGAGAAGCUCUUGAUGAAAUCGAGUCACGUCACAAAGAUAUUAUAAAACUGGAAUCCAGUAUACAUGAGCUGCACGAAAUGUUUAUGGACAUGGCAAUGCUUGUUGAGGUUCAGGGUGACAUGGUCAACAGCAUAGAGAAAAAUGUGAUGAAUGCAGUCGAUUAUGUAGAACAUGCAAAAGAAGAGACGAAAAAAGCAGUUAAAUACCAAAGCAAGGCUCGCAGGAAAAAGUGGAUAAUACUCAUUAUAGUGCUGGUGCUGCUUGCUGUACUUGCUUUAAUAAUUGGCUUGUCGGUCGGGAUUAAGUGAUGCUUCGAUAACCUCAGCAUGCAGCCUCGCUCUGCUGUUGUGCAAAAUUGGUGUUCAUAAUAAUUUGUGUAGCCGUAAUCCUUCUAAUCCUUGGAAUUGUCCUAGCAGCGACUUUCUCAUAACGAACAGCACAUUCCAAGAGUUUGGGAUCUUCUGAAUCACACAUGCAGGGAAACCAGCGUGGCCUAGUUCUUGUAAAGAUGCCUUUUCUUGCCAUAAUGAAUGUUUCUUUUGCAGGAUUGGCCAUUUACUAGCUAUUUAAGUAGUCAAUAGCACUUACGUUUUAUUCCUGCAAAUCGGAACCAAAUUUUAACCACGGUUGUUGUUUUUUCUUCUUCCAAACAAGAAAAAGCUAGAAAGCCUAUCAUAUGGACAUGUAACCUUGAAAGCUGCUAAACCUUUUCUGCACUAACUAAUUUGAAAAUGAAUUCCAACUUUAGGUACAUCAGUGUUACCAGCAUAGAAUUAGGGAAUUAGUUUGUUUUUUGUUUGUUUUUUUGUUUUGCCAGAAGCAUUCAGCUUUUGAAAUUUGGCUUCAUUUUUUCCACUAUUAAUUAUUAGCAUAACAAUCUUGUUUAAAAUUAAAGCAGCCACAUUCUCUUAAUAACUGUUUGACUUCAAUCCUAAACACUUUUACUUUGGAGGUAGGUCACACUGAAGCAACUGGAUUUACUCUGAAGUAAAUGUGAUUGAGAUUGAGAUGUGAAGUGGCUUUCUCUUGUCUCCAGUUUUAAUGUUGAAAAACGGUCUUAAAACUACAGGUCUUCAGAUUUGUAUGUGAUAUUUUUUUAAAAGCAAAUAAUUUUUUUAUAUUCAUUUUUAUUAGCGUCAACGCAAACAAGUAGAAGUUGAAGUGCCUCUUUAACAGUGACCUCAUCAACUCUUUGUUUUUAAAACUUAAACUCUAUUAUGAAUAACUUUUAAUCUGCGCUUUAAAACUAUUUCUUUUUGAAGAAGAUCCACUCCACUGUGAAGUUUGCUAAGUGCUCUCUCUGUGUGUGUUCUUUCAGAGUUUUGUUAUGAAAUGCUUAAAGGACACAAGAUUUAUUGAGAUGAAUGAGUAGUGCUCACAUAUUCUGCAGUCCAUGCUAGGGAGCCUUCCAUUCACUUCAGUGGAAGGGAGGGAAGCUUUGCAUGCUUCUUCAGCCACCGCCGCUGAAGUGAAUGGGGAAGCCUUCAUGGGUGGCACUGCUCUAAAGAUCCAUUUGGCAAAGGACCUUUGGGUCCAGAUUCUCUUCUCUUGUGCAAGUCCUGUUAAUUUUAGCAAGACCUGCACCUGAGGCUGAUUUAGUGGGCUGUGUUCAAAAUGCCGAGUAAGAAAAUGGGCUCCAAUAA